Lates calcarifer (barramundi perch) is the source of this 1231-nucleotide messenger RNA. RefSeq lists its product as uncharacterized. Bases 125 to 1228 code for a protein of 367 amino acids. The transcript has 7 exons. The record is from RefSeq and is a predicted model, not a curated record. Lineage: Eukaryota; Metazoa; Chordata; Actinopteri; Centropomidae.
GAGGAGUGUUUGUGUUGUGUUUAGAGGGAGGGACUCCAUCAUUUAGAGAAGUGAUGCAUCAGAAGUUCCUUAUUUGCCAGCGAGGAGAAAAAGAGCAGCAGCGAUAAACCAUCAGAACCUCGACAUGAAAGUCUCCAACACUUUGAUCAGCUUCUUCUUUCUCACAGCGUUUCAUGGUGGGAACUCUGGUCUCCUCUUUACAUCAAACCGCAUCCUGACAGGAACUGAAGGAGGAAAUAUUACAGUCACAUGCUCCUUUACUUUCCCUGGAAGCACAAAGUUCUUCUGCAGGCAGGAGUGUAAAGAAAACAUUCUUGUUGAAACGACACAAGACAAAGCGACAAACGGCCGAUACAGUAUUGAAUACAGCAAACCUUUUAUAUCUGCAGUUCUGAAUGUGAGCAUCACACAGCUGACCAAGUCUGACUCCGGACGGUACAGAUGUGGUCUGAAGAGAAACAUUAUUGUAGAUUCACACGAGGAGUUUGAGAUCAGUGUCACAGAUGCUCCGACCAGUUUAAAACCCAGCUGGUCUCCCCGGCUGUUUUCUGCAUCAGUCCCAUCAGACUCCACACCAACAACAACACAGAGUCUAAGCUCCAGAUCAGGAAGUUCCACACCUUCAUCACCUUUCCCUGAAAAAACCUCCCAGUCCAAACAGCAGCAGACUGAGCCAACAACAACAGCAACAACAUCAUCGGCACAUUCAGGGAAGCUGCUGUAUGUGGGUGUGACGCUGCUCGUCAAGAUCGUCGUCUUAUCACUGGCUGUGCUGACUUUCUGCAGGAGGAAGGCCAGGAAACUCCAAAAACUUCCUGUGGAAACAGAGCACACUUAUCCCACAGAGGCCAGCCGAACGUACGAGGAUAUCAGAGAGGAGGACAGACCGAGCAGACCUCCUCCUGUGGAAAUCUCCUCAGCUUACACUUGUGUCAAAUACACCAAACCAGACAAAGCUGAAGUCAGUGAUGAUUACAGCUUUGUCACUGACCCAAACUGCACCACUGCAGCCAGCCCUCAGCACAAAGCUGAGGAUGACUCAGAUGAACUCACCUACUCCAAGAUGGUUUUUCCCAACAGUACUGCUGCCUUGCUCAAAGGCACCCGCACCGGUAACACCAGUGAAGUCCUCUGUUCUGUACCUCAAGUGGGAGGAAGCUCUGAUCCCAGACGUGCCGAACACGACUCAGCUUCUCUGUACUCGACCGUUACUUUACCUCAGCAGUGACGU